AUGUUUGCAAGAGUUAUCAUCCUCUUCUGCUGCUUGACAGGUAUUGCCCAUGGAGACAAAACCAAGGUUGAAGUUGAACCUGGCAAUGACAGACCCUCAUGGAGGGUUGCGGUCUCUCAAACCGCUGUGAUAACAUGCUGUUACAAUGCAUCUGGAGGCUUUGUGAAUGCCACCUGGGUCAACCACAUAAAGGAAAAUGGCACCAUGACAAAGAGAUAUGUCGACAUGGCUGACUACAGGGCAGGUAAUGAGAAUUUCACAGAGGACGGCAAGCAGUGCCAGAGGCUCACUUUGGAGAGCGUCACGCUGAACGACACAGGUCUGUACCAGUGCAUCCUGACUCACCCCGACCUGCGGUCCCCUGUCUUCACUUACGGCACCUUCCUGCAAGUCUACAAACCCAUGGUCAAGUAUCUGAACCUUAGCGAGAAAACAAAGAACAAGAUCCUCACAGCAGAAGGCAUUCUUCUCCUCCUGUGUGUCCUACUGCCUGGUAUCCUGCUUCUCCGUAAGACAAAGCAGCUCAAUCAGCUGGAGAAGAGGAGGAACAAGGAGGAGGAAGAGAACAUUUAUGAGGGGUUAAAUCUGGAAGACUGCUCCUCCACCUACCACCAGAUCCAGCGCUCUGAGGUGCGCGGACCCUACCAGGACGUGGACAACGUCAGAGAGGAAGACAUCCAGCUGGAGAAGCCUUGAGGAGGAUGGAGAGAUUGAGAGGGGAGGGGAAGUGGGAAAAAGGUCGAUAAUGGGAA
Molecule: messenger RNA, 752 nt
Organism: Megalops cyprinoides (Indo-Pacific tarpon)
Lineage: Eukaryota; Metazoa; Chordata; Actinopteri; Elopiformes; Megalopidae
Gene: cd79a
Product: CD79a molecule, immunoglobulin-associated alpha
Exons: 5
Coding region: 1-696 (231 amino acids)
Biological process (GO): B cell differentiation; B cell receptor signaling pathway
Cellular component (GO): B cell receptor complex; external side of plasma membrane
Source: RefSeq, a predicted model, not a curated record